CGUACGGACGCACACACACACACGCGGAGAGAGAAAGCGAGCGAGCCUGCGGAGUGCGCGAGGGGAGAGAGGGAAUGAGAGAGAGAGACCUGUAAGAACAAGCGACUAUAGAGACGAAAACGAGGACUAAAAAACGGACCCAAAUGGCACCCAUGGAUUCUAGGAUUGCCUUCGAUGUUCUCGUUUUGGGAAUUUUUACACUUGUGUCUUCAGCGAGGAUAUACCCCCCGAAUGAAGUCACGUUAUUGGACUCCAGAUCGGUGCAGGGGGAGCUGGGAUGGGUCGCCAAUCCGACAGAAGGAGGGUGGGAGGAGGUGAGCAUUAUGGACGAGAAGAACAUUCCCAUCAGAACGUACCAGGUCUGCAACGUCAUGGAGCCCAACCAGAACAACUGGCUUCGCACAGACUGGAUCCCACGCGGAGGAGCCCAGCGCGUUUACAUCGAGAUCAAAUUCACUCUACGGGAUUGCAACAGUCUCCCUGGCGUCAUGGGAACGUGCAAAGAAACGUUCAACCUCUACUACUACGAAUCCAACAACGACAAGGAGCGCUACAUCCGAGAAAAUCAGUUCGGGAAGAUCGAUACUAUCGCGGCGGAUGAGAGCUUCACUCAAGUCGACAUCGGCGAUCGGAUCAUGAAACUAAACACGGAAGUUCGAGAUGUUGGCGCGUUGACGAGGAAAGGUUUUUAUUUAGCUUUCCAGGAUGUUGGAGCGUGCAUCGCGUUGGUUUCCGUGCGAGUGUUCUACAAAAAAUGUCCGCUAGCCGUGCGAAAUCUAGCCCAGUUUCCUGACACGAUCACGGGGGCGGAUACGUCGUCCCUUGUGGAAGUUCGUGGAUCUUGUGUGGAUAAUUCGGAGGAGAAAGAAGUUCCCAAAAUGUACUGUGGGGCUGACGGAGAGUGGCUGGUGCCCAUUGGGAACUGCCUCUGCAAUCCCGGAUAUGAGGAACGCAACACGGAAUGCCAAGCUUGUAAGAUCGGAUACUACCGUGCCCUGGCCUCUGAUGGUCCGUGUAUGAAGUGUCCUCUUCACAGUUACUCCACCAGGGAAGGCUCUACGUCCUGUGCGUGUGAUAAAGGCUUCUUCCGCUCGGAGACGGACCCAGCCUCAAUGCCCUGCACCCGUCCUCCCACUGCUCCGCUCCACCUCAUCUCCAACGUGAACGAGACUUCGGUGACCCUGGAGUGGUCGGCCCCUCGCAGUUCAGGGGGACGACAGGACCUGACCUAUAACGUGGUGUGUAAACGCUGCGGGUCAGAGGGACGCCGCUGUGUGCCCUGCGGGAGCGGAGUCACCUUCAGCCCCCAGCAGCUCAGCCUUCGCUCCACUCGCGUCGCCAUCACCGAGCUCCAGGCCCACACCAACUACACCUUCGAAGUGUGGGCGGUGAACGGGGUGUCCACGCAGAGUCCGGGCCCGGAGCAGGCCGUGUCUGUCACCGUGACGACCAACCAGGCGGCUCCGUCUCCAGUGACGUCCAUCCAAGCGAAGGACAUCACCAGACACACCAUCUCUCUGGCGUGGCAGGCACCGGAGCGAGCCAAUGGGGUCAUCCUGGAGUACGAGGUCAAAUACUAUGAAAAGGACCAGAAUGAACGCAGCUACAGGAUCAUCAAAACGGCGUCCCGUCACACGGACAUUAAAGGGUUGACCCCGCUCACGUCGUACGUCUUUCACGUCAGAGCUCGGACCGCCGCCGGGUACGGAGACUUCAGCGCUCCCUUUGAGUUCAUGACUAACUCUGUCCCCGCCCCGAUCAUUGGAGAUGGAGCUAACUCGACCGUCCUGCUGGUGUCCGUCGUGGGCAGCGUGGUCCUCCUCCUCAUCCUCAUCAGCGCUUUCGUCAUCAGCCGCAGAAGGAGUAAAUACAGCAAGGCAAAACAGGACGCCGACGAGGAGAAGCACCUGCACCAGGGAGUGAGAAUCUACGUGGACCCGUUCACCUACGAGGAUCCGAACCAGGCCGUGAGGGAGUUCGCCAAAGAGAUCGACGCAUCGUGCAUCAAGAUCGAGAAGGUCAUCGGCAUUGGUGAAUUCGGCGAGGUGUGCAGCGGUCGACUGAAGAUGCCGGGGAAGAGGGAGAUCUGCGUGGCCAUCAAAACUCUCAAAGCGGGAUACACGGACAAGCAGAGGAGGGACUUCCUGUCUGAGGCCAGCAUCAUGGGCCAGUUUGACCACCCCAACAUCAUUCACCUGGAGGGCGUGGUCACCAAAUGUAAACCCGUCAUGAUUAUCACAGAGUACAUGGAGAAUGGAUCCUUGGAUGCGUUCCUGAGGAAAAACGACGGGCGCUUCACGGUGAUCCAGCUGGUUGGGAUUCUGCGCGGGAUCGCCUCCGGGAUGAAGUAUCUGUCGGACAUGAGCUACGUGCACCGGGACGUCGCCGCCCGGAACAUCCUGGUGAACAGCAACCUGGUGUGCAAAGUGUCCGACUUCGGAAUGUCCCGAGUGCUGGAGGACGACCCGGAGGCGGCCUACACAACACGGGGAGGAAAGAUCCCGAUCCGCUGGACCGCUCCGGAGGCCAUCGCGUACCGGAAGUUCACCUCCGCGAGCGACGUGUGGAGCUACGGCAUCGUCAUGUGGGAGGUGAUGUCGUACGGAGAGCGGCCGUACUGGGACAUGAGCAACCAAGAUGUGAUAAAGGCCAUAGAUGAAGGCUACAGGUUGCCCCCUCCCAUGGACUGCCCCGUGGCCCUGCACCAGCUCAUGUUGGACUGCUGGCAGAGGGAGAGAGCUGACCGGCCAAAGUUCGGACAGAUUGUGAACAUGCUGGACAAACUGAUCCGGAACCCCAGCACCCUGAAGAGGACCGGGGGCACGGACUCCACCAUACGCCGAUCCACCCCCUCUCUGCUGGAGCCGGCCAGCCCAGAGCCCCCUCCCUCCUCUGGGACAGUGGAGGACUGGCUCAGGGCCAUCGGGAUGGAGAGAUACAGCGACAACUUCACUGCAGCGGGAUACACCAGCCCAGAGGCCGUGGUGCACAUGACACAGGAGGACAUGGCUCGAAUCGGCAUCUCCUCCGCGCCGCACCAGAACAAGAUCCUGACCAGCGUCCAGGGAAUGCUGUCCCAAAUGCAACAAAUGCAAGGAAGAAUGGUUCCCGUUUGAGACAGGAAAAAGCUGGAGGAACUUGGCAAAACCGACUUCUUUUCUUAUAAAAAAAAAUUAACAAAAAACAAAAAAGAUUAAGUAUAAAAAGAGACACAAAGCUAUGAUGUUAUAGUUUACCUCACCCAUGCACUUUAAAUUGGAUUUUUAAAGAAGAGAUGUCGACGAUGAAGAAAAAAGUGGAGGAAAUGGCACUUUUUGGGACAAAUCUGAAACUUUUUUGUUGUUUUAGAGAAUUUGACUCUUUUUCGGCAACAUUUAUGGAUAGAUAGACGAACGAACGGAAGGAAAGAGAUGUGCUUCCAAGGAUAAUUUGGAGUGCCUUUAGGAAAA
Messenger RNA from Boleophthalmus pectinirostris (great blue-spotted mudskipper), 3449 nucleotides. RefSeq names its product eph receptor A4, like (gene epha4l). Gene Ontology annotation, cellular component: plasma membrane; neuron projection. The record is from RefSeq and is a predicted model, not a curated record. Gene Ontology annotation, biological process: axon guidance; cell surface receptor protein tyrosine kinase signaling pathway; negative regulation of axon extension. The transcript is spliced from 17 exons. Gene Ontology annotation, molecular function: transmembrane-ephrin receptor activity; protein binding; ATP binding. Lineage: Eukaryota; Metazoa; Chordata; Actinopteri; Gobiiformes; Gobiidae. Bases 144 to 3116 code for a protein of 990 amino acids.